Hyposmocoma kahamanoa is the source of this 1242-nucleotide messenger RNA. Its product is annotated as glutamate receptor ionotropic, kainate 2-like. The transcript has 10 exons. Gene Ontology annotation, molecular function: glutamate-gated receptor activity. Bases 37 to 1242 code for a protein of 401 amino acids. The record is from RefSeq and is a predicted model, not a curated record. Gene Ontology annotation, cellular component: plasma membrane; postsynaptic membrane. NCBI's taxonomy places the organism in Eukaryota, Metazoa, Arthropoda, Insecta, Lepidoptera, Cosmopterigidae.
UUCAACAUCUUAGAGCUGGCGAAAGACGGACGCGAUAUGUACGUAGCACGAUGCUCAUCACCUCGCGAGUAUCGUCGUGCGCUGGCGCAGCUCAAAGCGCAGAAGAUCGGACACAUCAUCGUGCACACAAGGCCUGAUCACAUGACCCAUCUUAAUAGAGCUAUUCUUCAGUUGCAAAUGAACAACGAAAAUUACCAUUACAUAUUUACCUCAUUUGACAUGGAGCUGUUCGACCUUGAAGAUUUCUUCUAUAACCGAGUAAACAUGAGCGGAUGGAGGAUUAUAGAGAGAGAGUCUAACAAAGUCAAAGAGACACUGCAGGUCAUGGAGAAGUUUCAUCCUAUCGGGGCUUCUAUUCUUAGCGGAGGACAUAUUAAGACGGAACCAGCCUUAAUCUACGAUGCAGUACAAGUCCUUGCCCUCGCGUUGGCCAACACAAAAGACAUCAGCCCUACUAACACAUCUUGCGAUACUGAAACUCCUUGGUCGCAGGGUAGCGCCUUGUUGGAGAACAUUAAUAAGGUACAAACACAAGGACUCUCCGGUCCAAUAGAGUUCACCUCCGGCCUCCGCACGAACUUCAAUCUUCAACUAAUGAGACUAAAAGGGGGUGAAGACGGAGGAUCAAUUCUCUCCGGACAUUGGACUCCAAAUGAUGGGUUGAUUAUAACUGAUCCCGCAGCUUACAAGAGAAAUCCUCCACCUAAUGUUACACUUACUGUAGUGACUGUAGAGGAAAAACCCUACGUAAUGGUAAAAGAAGGCUGGAAUCUUCAAGGCAACGCUAGAUUCGAAGGAUUCUGCAUAGAUCUGCUGGCCAGAGUGGCAGCCCGGGCUGGGUUCCAAUACAGACUGAGACUGGUCCCUGAUAACAUGUAUGGGGCGAGAGAUCCUGUCACAGGACGCUGGAACGGCAUUGUUAGGGAACUGUUGGAUAAGACGCGAGGAGUCUUCGUAACGCUUUUAUGCGGGUUGGUGCUAGCCAUUGUCGUGGCCAUCUUGGAAUUCUGUUGGAACACGAAGAAGAAUGCUUCGCAAGGUCGACAGUCGCUUUGUAGUGAGAUGGGAACUGAGCUCCGCACCGCGAUGCGUGGAGGCAGCGCAACCCGUACAGCGUUAAGAGGGGGAUGCUCAAGGUGUUCGUCGCACACGCAUGUGCCUACUGCAGUGCCUGCCAACUCCAGAUUUGAGAUCCAAGACGCCACAAACUCCGUGGAACUACGCGACCUUCGCUGGUCGUAG